AUGUACCGGGGUAUCUGCACCAUCCCCGACAUCCUCUCCUAUAGCGCCCCGGUGACCGAGGAUGAACUGGAAGAAAUCCGCAAGGCCUUCAAAGUCUUCGAACGUGAUGGGAAUGGCUUCAUUUCAAAGCAGGAAUUGGGGAUGGCCAUGCGCUCCCUGGGCUACAUGCCAAACGAGGUGGAGCUGGAAGUUAUCAUCCAGAGACUGGACAUGGACGGCGAUGGCCAGGUGGACUUUGAAGAGUUUGUGACUCUUCUUGGUCCCAAGCUGACGGCAGCAGGAUUACCAGAUAAGUUCAACGGCACUGACUUUGACUCUGUCUUCUGGAAGUGUGACAUGCAGAAGUUGACAGUGGAGGAACUGAAGAGGCUUCUGUACGACACGUUCUGUGACCACCUCUCCCUGAAGGACAUCGAGAACAUCAUCAUGACGGAGGAGAACCACAUAGAGAACCCUGAAGACUGUCAGGUUCUAGCCCAACUCAGCAGGUCAAGCAAACUUGCGUCCUCAAAACCCUUAUGCGCCUUCGCUAUCGCCUUCGCUAUCGCCUUCAUCAUCAGCGUCAUGCUCAUCGCAGCCAAUCAGGUGCUGCGAAGUGGGAUGAAAUAG
This is a messenger RNA of Cynoglossus semilaevis (tongue sole), 609 nucleotides long. Its product is annotated as calcium-binding protein 7-like. NCBI's taxonomy places the organism in Eukaryota, Metazoa, Chordata, Actinopteri, Pleuronectiformes, Cynoglossidae. The record is from RefSeq and is a predicted model, not a curated record. The transcript is spliced from 5 exons. Gene Ontology annotation, cellular component: trans-Golgi network membrane. Bases 1 to 609 code for a protein of 202 amino acids. Gene Ontology annotation, molecular function: calcium ion binding.